Molecule: messenger RNA, 1175 nt
Organism: Brassica napus (rape)
Lineage: Eukaryota; Viridiplantae; Streptophyta; Magnoliopsida; Brassicales; Brassicaceae
Product: mitochondrial arginine transporter BAC2
Exons: 2
Coding region: 33-971 (312 amino acids)
Biological process (GO): transmembrane transport
Molecular function (GO): transmembrane transporter activity
Source: RefSeq, a predicted model, not a curated record
AGAAUACUAAAUCGAAGAAGAAAGAUAUCGACAUGGAUUUCUGGCCGGAGUUUAUGGCGAGCAGCUGGGGAAGGGAGUUCGUCGCCGGUGGAUUCGGAGGCGUUGCCGGUAUUAUUUCCGGCUAUCCCUUGGACACGCUGAGAAUUCGUCAGCAACAGAGCUCCAAAUCCGGAUCUGCCUUCACCAUUCUCCGCCGGAUGCUCGCCGUGGAGGGUCCCUCCUCACUCUACAGAGGCAUGUCUGCCCCCUUGGCAUCCGUUACCUUUCAGAAUGCUAUGGUAUUCCAGAUAUAUGCCAUACUCUCUCGCUCCUUUGAUUCCUCUGUUCCCAUGGAAGAGCCUCCUUCCUACAGAGGCGUUGCUCUUGGUGGGGUUGGCACUGGCGCUGUGCAGAGCCUCUUGCUUAGCCCCGUUGAGCUCAUCAAGAUUCGUCUUCAGCUGCAGCAGAGCAACAGCGGCCCCAUCAGUUUGGCUAAGACCAUCCUUAGGAGAGAAGGGCUCAAAGGGAUAUACAAAGGCCUCACCGUAACUGUUCUCAGAGAUGCUCCAGCUCACGGGUUUUACUUCUGGACUUACGAGUACGUACGAGAAAUGCUUCAUCCCGGCUGCAGGAAGAGUGGAGAAGAAACUCUUAGGACCAUGCUGGUCGCAGGUGGCUUGGCCGGUGUGUCCAGUUGGGUCAUUUGCUAUCCUCUUGAUGUCGUCAAGACCAGGCUUCAACAAGGAGGUCAUGGGGCUUACGAGGGCAUAGCCGAUUGUUUUCGUAAAAGCAUCGCACAGGAAGGCUAUGGAGUUCUCUGGCGUGGCCUCGGGACUGCAGUUGCCAGGGCCUUUGUUGUUAACGGUGCCAUUUUUGCUGCUUAUGAGGUUGCCUUGAGGUGUUUAUUCACUCAAUUGACGUCCGCUGAUGUUGUCACAAGAGAUUUGAGUAAAAAGCCAAAAGAAGACGCCUUGAAGAUUCAUAAAGAGUGAAUGUAGUUAAUAAUAUUGUUAGCACAGAAAAUUUGAGUUAUAUUUGCAUGGUCAUACAAAUCUGACUCACUUUAUGGACCAAGUAGAAACUCCGUCUGUGAUAAAUAGUUGUUGCUCCAACUUCUCUGUGCCAUAGAGAAGUUGGAAAACCGAUCCUAAACACAAAGAAAACAGAUGAAAUGAAAUUUGGUUACCUUAACAAAA